AGUGAAAUGAUCGUUAAACAGCGUGUUAUCUGGAUUAGUUUAGUGGGCCUUUUGCUAUCAAGCAUAAGUUUAAUUUGUUUGAUUAAAUUCAAUGAUAUCCAUCAAGGAGCAUUGGAAUGGUUUAUGACAUUAAAACCAAAUUCAAUGAUAACCAAUUUGUGGGAGAAUCCCAAUUUGGUUAUCAAUGUGGAUCUAUAUCUCUUCAAUUGGACAAACUCAGAGGAUUAUAAGAAUCCUGAGAUAAAACCCUCAUUUGUGGAAUUGGGUCCAUAUCGGUUUACAGAGAAGAUGCAAAAAUUAAAUGUAGUUUGGAAUGAUGAGAAUUCUACAGUAUCAUAUUUACGGCGAAGUCGUUUCGAUUUUAUUCCGGAGAAAAGUGCGGGCAAUCCGAUGGACAUAAUUGUGACACCAAAUUUAUUAAGUGUCGGUAUACAUCAGAAAGCGAUGAGUUGGAAUCCAGUAUUGAGAACCCUUAUGCUAAUGGCUUUAAAUGUUUAUGGCAAUGAGCCGACUAUGAAACGUCAUGCUAAAGAUUGGAUGUUUGAUGGUUUCGAUACACCCUUGAUUAAGAUGAGCAAAAUGGUACCAACUAGCAUGGUGCCAGAAUUAAAAUUUCCUUAUGAGAAAAUUGGAUUCGGCUAUCCACGCAAUGGCAGCACAGAGAUCUAUGGCCAUCACAAUGUCUAUACGGGUCGUCAGGAUUUCAGUAAAUUGGGUCAAAUAGCACGCUGGCGUUAUGAUAAUGUAUCCUUUGCCAAUCCCAAAUGUCAUCUUGGGGGCAGCACAGGAGAAUUUCAACCUGUACCACUUAAGAAGCAUAAACCUAUAUCAUAUUUUUUGCCCGAAAUUUGUCGUGAAUUGGAAGUUGAUUAUGCCGAUACCAUUACCUUUGAGGGCCUUGAGGCUUUUAUCUAUAAGGGCACAGCCCGAAAUAUGGCAAAUGCAACUGUGAAUUCCAAUGAGAAAUGUCACUGCAUGGAUAAUUGUAAGCAGGAACGAACAGGAGUAUUGAAUGUAUCAACCUGUUGGUAUGACGUUCCUGUCUUUGCAUCGUACCCGCAUUUCUACAAGGCCGAUCCAUUCUAUGUAGAGCAAGUGGAGGGCAUGAAACCAGAUAAGAAUCGUCAUGAAAUGACAGUGAUAUUAGAACCCAAGACAGGUAUGAUAUUGGAGAUAAAAGCACGCAUUAUGGCCAGUCUAUUGGUGGAACCAAGACCCGAAUCAGUCUAUCGAAAAUCACGUCGUCACUUCUUUCCUCUCAUUUGGGCUGAUUAUAAUGUACGCAUUACACCUGAUUUAUUGGAUCUUUUGAAAUUAGUACCCUUGUCAAUAACUUUGGGAAAAUUCUUAUGCUGUUUGGGUGUAAUAUUAGGAUUAAUUUUACUACUCUGGUAUCCAAGACAAAUCCUAUGGAAGAAACGUCUAAUGAAAACCAUAGAGAUAUCUGGCAUGGAGGCGCGUUGUAUGUCAGAGCAAAUGAAAAGUUGUGUUAUCGAAGGAUCACCAUUACUUGAUGGCCUACAAUAUGUUCCCAAAGAGCCGGCGGGACGAGCCAGUUGAAUUAGUUUUUACCAAUUAAACUCAUUAUGCUAAUGUGAUAAGGAUAUAUUUUAAGGGAUUAUUGCCUUAGUUUUUUGGCUUAAGUGACUAGUUGAUAUUUUAUUUCUUUUAAUUGGGUGUGU
Drosophila willistoni is the source of this 1682-nucleotide messenger RNA. RefSeq names its product protein peste. The coding region runs from base 7 to 1560 and encodes 517 amino acids. NCBI's taxonomy places the organism in Eukaryota, Metazoa, Arthropoda, Insecta, Diptera, Drosophilidae. The record is from RefSeq and is a predicted model, not a curated record. Gene Ontology annotation, cellular component: membrane; cytoplasm. The transcript has 4 exons. Gene Ontology annotation, molecular function: scavenger receptor activity.